Molecule: messenger RNA, 2797 nt
Organism: Paramecium sonneborni
Lineage: Eukaryota; Ciliophora; Oligohymenophorea; Peniculida; Parameciidae
Source: the annotation of a GenBank genome assembly
AUGUUAAAUUAUUAAGAUUAAAUAUUUCUAUCACUUUUAAAACUUGGAACUAAAAUGGAUUCUAUAAUGAUUAUAAAACGUUUUGGUUUUGGUCUCCUUGAUUAACAGAACUUCAUAUAAAUGAUUAAGGUAGUUAAUGAUUAAAUUCCUCAAGAAGAGGUUCAAAAUUUUUAUUUAUCAACUCUCAUGUAGUAUGAAGCAUCAGCUAUUUCAACUUAUAUUUUAAAUGAUUUGCUUCGACAAGCCAGUUAAAUAUUGGCUAAAUAGAAUAUUAAUCAAAGAGAUCCAAAUCAAAUUUUACAUUUAAUUUCUAAAUCUCUUCAAGUAAAGAAUUAAGAAAUUGAGAAAGUUUUUAGAAUUUUUGAUUUGGAUAAGGAUAAUUUUCUGAAUGAAAAUGAGUUUAAGACUUUCCUAGAAUUCUAUGUCCCAACUCUAUCCCCUAAUGAAUAUAUCAAAUUGAAAAAUACAUUAAAUACUUAAAAAGUGACUAUUUACAAUCUAAUGAGCUGGAUGUAAGAAAGUAAUUCUAUGAGAAACAGUAUAAAAUCAAGAAGAUAGCCAUAACAAAAUCAAUAAAACUUAUAAAUAUAUAAAGAAAAGAGACAAAUGACUCCAAACAUUCGAAAGAAAUAAAAUGAAACAACACCAACUAAAAUACUUCCAUAACCUUAUAAACCCUAAUAACACUAAAAUAAAUAUGGAAUACCUAAAGCACAAAUACUAAAAGGUGAUCAGUAGUAAUAAUUGAUAAAAUAAUAAUAAUAAUAAUCUAUAAGAUUAUAAUUAUAGUAAUAAGAAUAAGAACAAGAAUAAUAAAUAAGAUUAUAAUUAUAAUAAUAGUAAUAAAAAUAAUAAUAAUAAUAAUAAUAAUAAUAAUAAUAAUAAUAAUAAUAAUAGUAAAAAGAAUAAUAGUAAUAAGAAUAAUCAAUAAAAUUAUAACUAUAAUAAUAACAAUAAAUAAAAUAAUUAAUAAAACCUCCUCAGAAUGAUUUGAGUAAGAAGAAAAUGAAUCCUAUUUUAGAAUCUAUAUUAUAUGAAGAUCCACAGUAAGCAAAUAUUUUGAAAUCUGAAAUAAAAUUCUAGGAUUAUAUAGUUUUAGACUAUAAUAUACCAGGAGUUUAGGAUUAUAUUUAGAAGUUUAAUGAUUAAUUGAAAUAGAGACAAAUUUUUACUGAUAAUGAAUUUCCUCCAAAUGCAAAUAGUUUAGGUUAAAAAUUAACAUAAUUUUAAUGGAAGAGAUUGAAAGAUAUUUGGCCUACAUAUGAAGUUUUUGUGAAAGAUGUAACUGAAUCUCGGUAUGGUUUGGGAAAAUGGAUAAGUCCAAAAAAUAUAUGUUAAGGACAAUUAGGAGAUUGUUAUUUUUUAUCAGUAAUAAGUUCAAUGGCAUGUAGAUGGUAAUAGAAAUAUACAAUUACAAUAGGCCUGACUAUUUACUAGACUUAUUUUUAACUUAAACAAAAAAUCCUUAUGGUAUGUAUUCAAUAAGACUUUGUAUUGAUGGUAUUUGGAAAGCUAUUAUUCUUGAUGAUUUUAUACCUACCAAAGAUAAUUAACCAGCAUUUUCGUAUAGUCCAACAUAAGAGAUCUGGGUUUUAUUGAUGGAAAAAGCUUGGGCCAAAUCUUUUGGAUCUUAUUCAAAUAUUAUAUCUGGUGAUUCAUAAGAAGUAAUUCGUAGUUUAACUGGAGGUCCUUCAUGGAGUUUAAGGACUAAUUAGCCAGAUUUUAAGGAAUAAUUUUUUGGGAAUGUAUAAAGAAAAUGUUUAAUGACAACAGGUUCAUUUUCUAAAAUAAAUAUGUCAGAAAUUAUGGGUUUAAUAGCUGAUCAUGCAUAUUCUAUCUUAAAAAUUAGAACAAUUUAACAUCCAUAAAAAGGACAGGUAACAUUGAUUAAAUUGAGAAAUCCAUGGGGUAAAAAAGAAUGGAGAGGAGAAUGGUCUGAUGAUAGUCCAUCAUGGACUAAAGAAAUCAAAUAAUAAUUAAGAGUCUCUGAAAAAGCUGACGAUGGAAUCUUUUAUAUGUCUUAUGAAGAUUUUAUUAAUUAUUUUAAUACAAUCUAUGUGGGAUAUUUCUAAAAAGAUUAUCUAUAUAAUUCUUAAACUAUUGUAAGUAAAUCUCAUAAAUCUAUUUAUUUCAUUUUCAACAUAGAUUAAGUAGGUUAAUAUUACUUUACUACUCAUUAAAAAUCAGUGAGACAUUUUAAAGAGAAAUAUUCAAAUUAUGAAUAUUCUUCUGUAAGAAUGAUACUUGCUUCUUAGACUAAUUAAGGUUAUAUAUGGAAAUAUGCAAAGUAAGAGAGGGAUCAAUAAGUAUAUAUAGGCGAAACAUUUGAUAAAGGUCAGUACAUUUUACAAGUUAAAGUAAAAUGGUAAUUUUGGGAAGAAGAAAAGUUUGUUAUUAGCACUUAUGGACCAAAAGUAAUUAAAUUAAAGUAGAUCUAAAAAGAUAAAACAUUUAUGAACCAAGUUCUUUUCAAUUUAGCUAAGUAGAACACUUAAAAAGAAGAUAUUAAAUAUCCAAAUCUAUAAAUAACGACAGAGUUAUCACUUAAAUACGGGUAUUCAAUUAAAUUUAUCUUAGAGUUGGUUAUGAAUAUUAUAAAAACAUCGGAAAUGAUGUGAUUUAACUUAAAAGCACAUAUUCUAAAAUGAUUGGUUUAAAAUUAAGAAAGCCAGAAAGAGGAAAUCAAUAUUAAAUUACAUUAUUGCCCAAUUCAGAACAUCUGAUUGCAUAUACUAUUAGAGCAUAAGGAUAUGAAACAUAAUAAUCUAGGUCAUAUGUAAUAAUAUCAAAAUGAAAG